AUGUCCGGCACGAACCCCGAGAAGCCUCCCAUCCAGCCGGAGCAGCAGCUCUACCCCCCUCCUACCGCCGACGAUACCCAUCAGCAGCAGCAGCAGCCACCUCAGUACACCUCGGGCGCGACGCAGUACAGCCCCGACCAGAAGAGCGAGCUUCCCGGCGGCGACCACGUCGGCCAGGGCCAGCCUCGGUACUUCCCCCCUCCGCCGCCCGGUCCGCCGCCCGCGAACCAGCCGCAGUUCACACACGCUCCCCAACCGCAGCAGCAGCAGCAGCAGCAGCACGCCGAUGCCGCCGCUCCCGGCUACAAUCCCGCCGACCACGGCGCCGGCCACCACUACGCCGCACACUUCGACGGGCCCCCGGGCGGCGCCGCACCGGUCCACACCCAAGGCGGCCCCUACGUCGACCCCGCGGCGGCCCACGCCGCCUACAUCGCCGACCCCCACAAGGAGAAGAAGGGUUGGGGCGAGCGCCUCUCCCAGAUCGGCAUGAAGGCCGCCGUCCCCAUCAACGCCCUUGCCAACAAGAUGGGCUCCCAGAGCUUCCUGCCCACCACCAUGGACAAGGAGUGCGAGAAGGCCGCCAAGAUCCUCAGGAGCUUCUGCAAGGAGGGAAUCACGUCCGACGUGCCCGCGCAGGCGCAGCCCACGACGACCACGACGACGACGACGCCAACCAAGGACAAGGCCCGCAAGGAGCACAAGGCCAUCGUGAAGAUCCCCUCAAAGGUCAUCAACAAGGCCGUCGGCCUCGCCAUCUUCACCACCGCCCGCGCCGGCUUCAACUUCUCCGGCGCCACCGGCUCCGGCGUGCUCGUCUCCCGCCUACCCGACGGCUCCUGGAGCCCGCCCUCGGGCAUCCAGGUCCACGCCCUCGGCGCCGGCUUCAUGAUCGGCAUCGACAUCUACGACUGCGUCUGCGUCAUCAACAGCCGCGAAGCCCUCUAUGUUCGCGGCGUGCUGGACGUCGGCGCCUCCUUCGGCGGGAAGCACGUCGAGGACAAGAAGACGGUGGACGCCGCCGAGCAGGCGGACGCGAAGCCCGCUGCCGCCGCCGCCGACGACGGCAAGCUGAAGCCCGGCGAGAAGCAGAAGCGCAGGAGCAGCAGCUCAUCCAUCAAGCCCGUCUUCUCCUACGUCAAGUCCCGCGGCUUCUACGCCGGCAUCCAGGUCGACGGCACCGUCGUCACCGAGAGAAAGGACGCCAACGCCGCCUUUUACGGCCAAAAGGUCACCGUCGACCAGAUCAUCAAGGGCCAGGUCCCUCCCCAGGGCCCCGCCGGCAUGUGGCCCAUGGGCGCCCAGCCCCUCUUCGACGCCCUUCGCACCGCCGAGCAGCAGAAGCCCCUUCCAGAGGUCCACCUCCCCCAGGCGACGCCCGGCCAGGCCCCUCCUCAGGGUUCUAUCCCUCAGCAGCAGCAGCAGCAGCAACAACAGUACGGCGGAGGCAGACCCGAGGGAACUGGCAUCCCGGCCUAUGGCCAGCCUCAAUACACCCACCCAGAGGGCGGCCCCUUGGGGUCACACCCACCCGGCCAGGGUCCCGCCGCCUCGGGCGCUCUGAAUCGCGAAGAGCAGCUCCCCGGUUACGUCGAGGACGGGGUGGCGCGCCCAGACGUGGGCGACCACAAAACUCAAUACCAGUAG
This is a messenger RNA of Colletotrichum graminicola M1.001, 1647 nucleotides long. RefSeq lists its product as uncharacterized. Bases 1 to 1647 code for a protein of 548 amino acids. Gene Ontology annotation, molecular function: phosphatidylinositol binding. Lineage: Eukaryota; Fungi; Ascomycota; Sordariomycetes; Glomerellales; Glomerellaceae. The record is from RefSeq and is a predicted model, not a curated record. The transcript is spliced from 3 exons.